AACACUCAGCUCGCACACGAGCUGGUGACAAGUGCGGAUUUCUCCGAGAAACUCACGCUCCGGUACGACAACGAGGUGCAAGCCAUGUACCGGCACACGGUUACCAUGGCUCUGCUCAUUAUCGUGGUGUACUUCAUCCAUCCAGACACUGGUGAGCAAGAGGUCGAGACCCAUUGCUUCUUCAGCGAGGACCCCACACAAGAUGCGCCGUUUGUCAACCUUGCCUACAAGCUCUUGCUGCAGAACCUAGCCGAGAGGCUUCCUGCAUUGCGAGCCUCCAUUCGCGCGUGGUUCAGGUGGUCCGACAACUGCGCUUCUCAGUUCAAGUGCGCUGAUGCCUUUCUCCUGCAAAGCCAGUGGCUGGGCAGCACCGGUCUAUACGUCCAACAGGACUACACGGAGGCCAGCCAUGGCAAGGGGCUGCACGACUCGGAGGGUGGCAUCGUGAAGAGGGCGGUCAACGAUGAGUUGAGAAGGCAAGGCGGGGAGCUGCUGAAGACCGCUGAGGAGGUUGUGGGCUUCUGCAGCAGGAACCUGUCGGUGCCCGCCUCCCAGGAGAUCCUCUCUGGAGAACCUGACUCUGCUCGCAUCAAGCAGCGGAACUUCUACCUCCUAACAGCUGCAGACAUCCAGGCGGAGCGACAGUCCUUUGCCAAGGGUUCAAAGCCUGUACCCCAAACCCAGAAGGUCCACUCAGUGCAGUCAAGCAUGCUUGCCGGCGCUGUCGGCUGGCGGCUGCUCAGCUGCUACUGUGAUUCCUGCCGGCACUCUGCGGCACGAAUUGACACGGAGGACAUGGGGUGCGCUAACACGCACCAUGUCAGCGACUGGGAGGUCCAUGAGUUGCAGCCCCCGGACGCCCUUCAGCGCGAUCGGGAGGCAGCCCUGCUUGCGUCUGUGAAGCCUGGCGAGGUGGUUGCGCUUGCCAACACGGACCCCGUCAACUACCCCCAGUACGAGUACUGCCUGAUGGAGGUGUCUUGGUGCGGGGAGAUUGAGGACAACCCGUGGAAGGACGGCGACGGCGUCACGUUUCCGGUAGACACCGCUGUAAUCAAGGGCCGUUGGCUAGCGUACGCCAAGGAGAGCAGCAAACUGCAGUUCAUAGCGGACAAGGGUGGCCGCAUGUCAGGGGCAAGGCUGUCAGAUCUCAUCUGGGCUUCCGUCCCCUUUAGGCGUGGGAGCAAGGGGGUAAGCCACAUCAUCACCGCUGCAACUGACGCAACUAUCCGUGAGAAGAUGCGCACAAUCGUGUGACAGGAGCCUAAGAGCGUUAGCAAAUUACCCCUGCAUAAGGGCUCUAGAUAAGUUAUUGGAUGAUGUGGUUUGGUUCCUGCUCCCCAUCUCAUAGGGAUCAUAAGUGUUUUCGGGCCACGGUAUGCGUGUCAAAACGAACGAAUUUAUUAUUGCGAGCAUGUGCUAGUUUGUACAGGCAGUUCAAGCUCAUGUCCUUUGUGUGCCUUUUGUAUGGGAUACACGCGGUGGUGGGUUUUAUUUGCAGAUCAGCAUGCCGGAUGCCCCUUGUGAGGUUGGGUAUAGUAUGGAUUUGGGAUGGAUUGCCGACCGUGCGUGUGUGGUGUGUAUGGAGUACAUGUACUGUGUUGUGCUUCCUUACGUUGCAUGCCUUUUGGGUAACGAGUAGAAGGCAUAGCAAGCUAAGGCCUAGCAAGCUCAAACAUUUACGGCCUUUGGGGAAGUGGUUAUGAGUCGUUUCCCGGGCUUGGGUUGGCCGCGGUAUGGCUGGUUGGGACAUGUCCCCGCGGCAGCGUUCGGUGCGGCACAACUUCCCUUUUUGCGCAAACAUUUAGCGCGUCAUAAACGAUUAAUC
Molecule: messenger RNA, 1828 nt
Organism: Astrephomene gubernaculifera
Lineage: Eukaryota; Viridiplantae; Chlorophyta; Chlorophyceae; Chlamydomonadales; Astrephomenaceae
Source: the annotation of a GenBank genome assembly